AUGCCACCAGUCGGCGACUCUUUCGCGCCCAUCCUUGAGCCAGGCGGCUCUGAUAUCCUCCUACACCGCGAGGCUGGGGAUAGGUGCCUUGGGUUACUUUUGUGGGCGCCCGUUUGGCGGUCGGAGGGUCCUCUUGCAGAUGUUGCUCUAGAUCAGCUCAAGCGAUAUAAGGGAGAAGUUGGACAUCAGGCUUGCCAGCAGGACCUCUCAGGAGAGAAAAGUGAGCAGUCCCUUUUUCCAGAGCUUAGGGAGAUCACUAUGACAGUGCUAAAUACAGGUUUUAUGGACGGGUUCGACGGAUAG
Molecule: messenger RNA, 303 nt
Organism: Paracoccidioides brasiliensis Pb18
Exons: 1
Coding region: 1-303 (100 amino acids)
Source: RefSeq, a predicted model, not a curated record